Armigeres subalbatus is the source of this 8309-nucleotide messenger RNA. RefSeq names its product GTPase HRas (gene Ras85D). Gene Ontology annotation, biological process: Ras protein signal transduction; epidermal growth factor receptor signaling pathway. The record is from RefSeq and is a predicted model, not a curated record. Gene Ontology annotation, cellular component: plasma membrane. Lineage: Eukaryota; Metazoa; Arthropoda; Insecta; Diptera; Culicidae. The transcript has 6 exons. The coding region runs from base 837 to 1409 and encodes 190 amino acids. Gene Ontology annotation, molecular function: GDP binding; GTP binding; GTPase activity.
AUAAAUCCGGAGAAAAAGGGAUCGUCGCUCGCUGUCGUCCGUUCGGUCCGGGUGAGGAAGGUUGGUUCGCGUCCGGUUUCUGUAUUUCUGUAGUAGAGAAUGAGACUUUUUUUUGCAAAGUUUAGCAAAAUAAUUCAAAAAACAAAAACGCUCGGCUAAAAACUUGCCGUGUUCAGAUUUGUGAUGAAUCGUAAAGAAGUGCGAUGAUGAGUCAUUAGCGAGAAAACAAGGCUGCAAUCAAGAAGAUCUCUCAUUAGCAGCCUUCCGACGACGAAUCUGCGAACAAUCAUCAUCAUACUCUUUAAACUUCCAAGUGACAACGUAAAUAAGAGUGCAAAAAACAAAGCGGACAUUUUGGGAACAAGUGACAGUGCCAAGUUGUUUCCAGAACCAACAAAAAAUGAUUUCAGAUGGAUUGUGUUCUUGAAAUUGUAUGAGUGCGUACAACGAACAGUAUUCGUUGGAUGAAGAGCGUCCGAGAAUAAUCAGACAUACGAAAAGAGAAACCAGGAGAUCGUAAAGACGGGCGUGCACAUAAUCAACAUCAUCGUCGUCAUCUUAAGAGAACUUGAAAAAAAUAGCAGCUAUUCCAAUAAGUAAAACAACAAUCACACAGCAGCGGGUGCCUGCGGUGGCAACGGCAGCAGCAGUUGUUGAGUUGUGAAGAAAAGUUCUUUAUCCUGCUGCCGGGUGUUUCCAGAUCUGACAAGGUGGUGUAUGCUGUAGCAGCAAUACAUCGAUUAGCAGCAACAAGCUGAUUGCUAUUUCCAGUCGACGUAAGACGAACGUCGAAACCCUUUUACAACAGCAGCAGAAGUAGCUAGUCACAACAAAAAAUGACGGAAUACAAACUUGUGGUGGUCGGUGCUGGAGGCGUAGGCAAAUCGGCGCUUACGAUACAACUCAUCCAGAAUCAUUUUGUGGAUGAAUAUGAUCCCACGAUCGAAGAUUCGUACCGAAAACAGGUGGUAAUUGAUGGCGAAACGUGUUUAUUAGAUAUUCUAGAUACAGCAGGGCAAGAAGAAUACUCCGCGAUGCGAGAUCAAUACAUGAGGACUGGCGAAGGCUUUCUGCUUGUUUUUGCUGUCAACAGUGCCAAAAGUUUCGAAGAUAUAGGAACUUAUCGUGAGCAAAUCAAGCGCGUCAAAGAUGCAGAAGAAGUACCAAUGGUUCUAGUCGGAAAUAAAUGCGACUUGCAGGCGUGGGCCGUCGACAUGAACCAAGCUAGAGAUGUGGCCAAGCAGUACGGUGUACCGUUUGUUGAAACGUCCGCCAAGACGCGAAUGGGAGUUGAUGAUGCCUUCUACACCCUCGUUCGUGAGAUCCGCAAGGACAAAGAAAGAGGGAAGAAAAACCGGAAGCACAAUAAACUCGGUUCUAGUCGCCGAUUCAAGUGUCGAUUGUUGUAAGUUUGUAUAAAAAAACGAACGCUGCCCGUAUUUUCAUUGUCGUCUAUUAGGGUGGUUGUACCGGUGAUAGUGGUGUACCAGCAAUAAUGAAAGUCUGACUGUGGUUGGCUUUGAAUAAUUCGUUUCGGGGAUAUAUUCUACAGGGUAACAACGAUAGGAUGAUGCACUAGAAAUAAUGAUUAAAACUUGAACUAGUAAAGUAGUAGCUGAUUUGAGUAGUUUGCAACUGUUUUUUGAUGUGGUUCUCAUUUGUGUCUCGGAGCUUCUGAGUUGCGCACGCAUCUCAGUAUCCUGUAUUUCAUUCGAAAUCAAAAUCAUUUGGAUUUCUAAUUUCUUAGAAAAUUGACGGAUUGUUUCUUGCAUUUCAACUAUUAACAUUUUAUAUCUUUGAAGAGGAAAUAGAGUAACGGCCAGUAUUACAGGAAUAAGAACUAUCUGAUACAAGAAUGAAAAAAAAAAACAAUGCUUUUAUCGUUUUUACCCAGUAAUUUCAGAGACAUCUAAUUCUUAUUUCUGCGAUCCAAUAGCCCAAUUCUUGUGUCCUUCAAAGAUAUAACAUGUUGAAAGUUUAGUCGUGAGAAAUAAACCGUUUAUAUUUAAAAAAAAUAGGAUUUAGAUUUUGGAUAACAUACAGCAGCGUGCGGACUUUCGAUUUUUUAAAAUUUCUGAUUGCAAGCUACUCAAAUUGACAUAGUUACAAUAGAACUUCCAAAUGUAUCAAAUUUAAGAGUAAGAAAGGUGUUCCAAUUCAGGGUUUUAAACUUAUUUUUGUCAAAUUCAAAGUUUGUCAUUUUAUCGAUGGCACCCUGUUUAUAGCACAGCACUAUCUCAUAAUAGGCGAAUGGGCGAAACGAGUUUUCCGGGAAAAUAUUGAAAGACAAACUUAUACUCUCAACUGUAUGACUGCCUUGUACCAAUCAUAUUGGCACUUGUAAUAGUGAAUAUCAAUAGAAUCCAAUGAUAUGCACUGUUAUAGGAGCAGAUGUUAGCUAGUUUCACUACGACUGGCACUAUUUCUUCCAUAAAGUCCAGAAGGAAGACUAGCUGCCGAUGUAAUUAGAUUACAAAACAUGUAUUGCUAUCUGUUUUGACUUGGACCUUAUCAGAUGUACAUUAGAAUUAAAUUACUUGUCCUUCGUUAGAUAUAAUUUUUACUUGGACCUGUCACUAUUACCACUAUUACCGAUACAUCGACCCUAACUUUGUCUACGCAUGGGAAAGUAUUUGUUAUCCCUUCAACGACCGCACAACAACACAAGAACUUGUGUUGCUAAACGAUUCUGUUCUGUGUCUACGAUCUGCUUAAAUUACAAGCAUUACUACGAAAUAUAUAACUUCUACAUCCGCUGUGUGUAGGGUUAAAUAUUGUUAUAACAAACUUACCUGAAGUCUUGUUAAUACACUUGAGAUAGAUUGGAUUUUAGGAUCGAAACGAUUGACCCCAGCGCUGAAUAAGAAACGUGCCAGAAUCCAAAACACCACUAUGUCAUAUUUAUGUCAUUUAUUUGUGUUUUCAGCUGUUUAGGUACUGAUCUCAAUCAAUCACAAACAAGCGCGUUAUAUUAGUAUAGGAAGCAAAGCUAUAACAACUAUAUUUUUGCUAGCCGCAAAUGAUAAAAAGGUUGCAUAAGAUAAGAAAGGUAUAACCAGCGGUACAACGUAGCGUGCGGUUAGCUAGGUUGGCCCCCGCCAAGGGCGUCGGUCUUGAGGGGGCGCUGAAAUCAAGAAUUACGCUAUAAGAAAUAGGCAAAUUUAAUUAGUUUAAGGCCAUUUAAUAACUCAACUGACUAUGAGUUGGUCCAAUGGUAGAUAUAUGUUGAUUAAACAAAAAAAUAUUGCUUUAUUUCCACAUCAAUAUGUUAUGGAUUGGUUUUAGUCUUGACUGCUAUAUUCAGAUUUUUUAGAAACUUCCUAAGUCGGUCAGUUGAAUAAGGAAAAGUCCAAAAAUAUCAUAUUGAAAAAGGUAUUUGGAAAUCAUGGACUUUAAUACCAACAAUGCGUGCAUCGUAUUCUUUUAAAUUUUAGCACAGAUAACAGAUAUUUAAGCUAGAACAAAUUUUAUUGGAAAUCUUGUGUAAACUUUUGAAAUGAUAUACGUUGACUCACUACUGCCAUCUACUCAACUGAUUGCAGAAGUACAUAUGGACGCAACUGAUAAGUUACCGUCGAACGAAGCCAAUACGUGUGACAUUUAUAUUUAGGCUGCAUUUUACACAGUAAUGAUCAUCGCGCCAUCUCCAAACGAUUGCCAAACGUGUUGGAAAGUUGGAUGCAUUUGAAUCAACGGUUGCGGUUAUUUACGCACGUAUGGUAUACCAGCCUGAAUAUCUGUUAUCUGUGAUUUUAGCCAUUAUUUGGGCCACCGAGAGACGUCCAGAACCGAAAUGUUUCAAUAGCAGGGGGGUCAAUUUACACUCAAAUUCAUUGGUUUGAAUUUAUUCAAUUUUUUUCUAGUGGAUUUCUUUAGGAUUACAUCUUUAAAGGAUUACAAUAAACCGAACACCAAAAAUUUAGAAAUGAUUUUUGGUCUAACACCUGGGAGUAGAGGGUUUUGUGUAGUUUCCAAAUUUCCGGUUCUUUCGUGUUUUUUCUUCUAAUAUUCAAAUCUUGAUUGGCCCUGAGGUAGACGGCGAUUUCCGACCAUUGACUACUAAACCCACAGGCUUCGGAAUUCUCACUCAAAUGAAUAAAAACCUAGAAUUAAUCCCUUUAGCGGAGUGUGAUUUUUCAUGUUCCCCUGUGAGAAAGUAUUCUCACACAACAUUUUUAUCCGGAUAGAAUGACGGGUGAUAAGUUCGUGAGUGCCAGCUCGCCUGAUAAUUUAAUUUUGAUCCACCCAAUUUUUUCCUUCUCGUCGCUUCCUUCAGAUAAAUUUUACAAGCAUAUUUACAAAGAUUAAGGCCCGAUACGGGAUUCGAACCCAAAACAAUUUUAAAAUGUUUAAAACGCCCACUAUAACCACGCCACCACAUAAACUGAUUGAAAAUAGAAAGAAAAACUGCUAAAUUGAACUUCCUACUUAUCGUGGUGCAUCGUCAGAUUCAAUCAGUUUGGAGAGGCAAAGUAAGCAGCAUUUAAUUUUCGCGAAACAUGGGAAGAGGAAUAACAAUUUUUCGCACCAUCGCUUGUGCCGGAGUUUAUCGCAUUGUAAUUUAUCCGGAUAAAAUGUAUGGUGGAGCGAUCUGUUGUCGCGUGAGUGAGUGAGAAAUCCGAAGCCUGCUAACCCACUACAGAGUUAAAUAUUUUGAUUAACCGAACUAUGUGCAGGAAGUGCUUCCAAACCAGCCACAGAUUCAGUCUAGAGUUGAAUUUUUCUUGAUCCAAGUAGAUCCGUUGGUGAUUUUAACCACCAACCAAUCCAAUCACUACAGAUUUGAACAUCGAUCAACCAAACACAACCAACUCAUCGAAAGACCCACUUUAAAGUUGUAUUAUUUAUCCGAAUAGGUCCAAUGGAAAUUCCGGCCUUUAACCACAAUCCAAAAUAUGUUUUUUCCCUGAUUCGACUAGAUUCGAUAGCAAUUCUUAUCAUCGAUCAUCUCACACAAGAAUAGGAAUUUUAUUAACCCAACGAGGUCCAGUAGUGGUUUCAAACCACCAUCAGACCCACUCCAGAAUUGGAUUUUCCUUGAUCCGAAUAGGGCCCGAUAACGAUUCCGAUCAUCGAUCGUCGCAUUUCAGCGUUGGAUUUUAUUGACUCUGCUAGACCUAGCAGUGCGUAGGCUCUGAAAAAAAACCUUCUGAACUUCUGACACGGCUCUGGAAUGUCCCUUACAUAAUUUGUCAAAUAGAAAAAAAAACAUCACCAAAUUGAAAAAAAAAUCAGGAGGAUUUUGCGCAACCAACAUGAACGUUCAGGAGCAAGGUUCUUGUACUCUUCGGAUUAUUGAAUGACAUUUAAAGCAUCUAACCUUACUUUUUUAGAUGAGAUUCAAUUUGUUAUCUAAAUGUUAAAUUUUUGCAUUUUUAUUUUCUUUUGUAAGGAUAUCGCCAAGAAGGCUGGUAGUCCGAUACGGCUCUGGGUACAACAAUUAAAUUUUAAUCUCAGGGACUUCUGCUAUUUGACAACCUAAAUUAUUUUUCAUAAAUAUUCAAAAACCCCGCAUUAGUUCCCUUGAAGGUUCUGGAAUAUCCUCCGAUUUCAUGGAUAGUUCUUAAAAUUACAGGCAAGUCUUUAGAGCCUGUUUUCAUUUUCAAAGUCUUAAACAAGAUAUAAGAAGAUGCGUCAUUUGUUGAGUAUGUUCAAGAAAUGUACAUUUUGUGAAAAUUAUUUAGUUGUCUGUUAUAUGUGGUAACGUUCCUUUUCGCCACUAUCUUUUGUGUCGAUGGGUUGCAGUCUACGACUUUAUGGCAAACCUGAAAAAGUUACAAUACCCAGAUUGAAUAUUUAUGUUUAUUCUCUUCUGCUACGAUCAUAUUGUAUACUAAUAUACUAAUUAUGGCUGCUAGCAGUUCCUAUUUCUAGAGAGUUCAAUUUGCGUGUCAUGUCAUGCGUACAUAUUUUAUAUAUGCAUAGCAUUUUUCAUGCACAGCAUAUUUGAGGAAUUAAUUGCAAUGAUACAUAUUAAGGCCUUUCUUGAUCAAAAUGCUUGUUAGUUUUAUGUGUGGCAGUACUUUGCAUACACAGUACACCAUUACAUAUUUGAAUUGUGAAAUGUGCGAUUUUUUUUACGACAUGAAUACAUUGUAACGUGUAAAAUGUCUCAAAUAAACAAACAACACAACAACCAUUACAGGUAUUACGGUUAUGCGUAAAUAAGUAUACUUAUAUGUACUCAGUAUACCUGUCAAAUAAAGAGGGAAAACAAUAAUUGAUCAAUCUAUAUUAACAUUGAGAACCAGUUCUUCUAAUAGUGUAUUAUCUUUGAAGGAAUAUUCGCCUACAUUACUAGUAUCUCCAACAUUCAAUUUGAUUAGUCUCAAACCCAGCCCUAUUACUGAAAUUCAGGAAACAUCGAUAUUAAUUUGUUGGUUUAAUCAGUUAACAAUCCAAUACGAACUGAGCAGAUAAUUUGCACUGCACAAUCUGCAUAAACCGCAUUGAAAACUAAGCAGCGAGUAACUAGAGUAAGGUAGCAGGAUUGAUCUAGAAGUAAUCGCCGAUAUAUAUAUUGUAAAAAUUUCAAAAAUGGUUAUACAGACAUGCGUCAUUGGUAAUUAGCUGUAUGUACCCGGCUUGGCUCGGAAGAACUAGUUUGAUUUUGCCAUCUAUGUAUUGAAAACAAAACAAAAUAGUAUGUCUCAACAUGUGUUGGAAAUAAAAAUACAGUUUUAUUUCAACACAUGAAGGCUGGGUCUCGUUUCCUGAAUUAAGCUCAAACUAAACUUAAAAUUAACAGUUUUGUAAUUACCGAAUAACCCUGCACACAAUGCAAGAUUACCAUUGAAAGACAUCGAAUCGUUUUUGAUAGAUGUUUUAUUUGUCUUAUUGGUAACCACAGCGAUUCGCGAAGUCGAAGCAAAAUUCUUCACACAACCAAUGACAGUUCUUUAUGGGUUUUUACAGUAGAGCAACAGAGAGGCGGAGAAAGCGACCAUGUUUCACUCAAACUCUGACAGAUAGCAAUGGGGUUCCCCAUAGGAGGGAAGAGCAGGAUUUGCUUCGACUUCGCGAAUUCUCACGACCAAGUUUUUUUUAACUAUCACUUUCAAGUUUAACCCUUUACUUCCCAUGGUAGCUGUAGUAAAGCCCCAUCAAUUGCACCUUCCAACUUUCAUCAAAUUGUUUCAACGAUAAUCAAUAUUUUGCUUAUCUUUGUAAUUUUAUCAAGCUGCUUACAUAAAAAAAUGCGUAAGUGAAAAUAGUGAAACUAUUUUAAACAAUUGAUUUACAAUCAAAAACUUUCUUUUAGUUUUCAACUAAUUUCAGCUAUGUAUGUCAGAAAACUUUUGUUCUAGCAUUUUUCCCAAAGGUUAUUCCUUCCUAUUCCUUUGUGGGGAAAAUGGUUUAUUUGAGCUCAAUUGAGGGAAUGACACCCAGUACUAAAAACAAAAAAGAGAUCUCACGAAGAAAAAUAUCUCUUUAUUGUAAAAAAAAUAGGAACGAAAGGCAAGAAUUGCAGUAUAAAAAUACAUUAGUUAUCAGUUUAAAAAAUACGAAACUUCUUUGUGGUAUGCAAGUUUUUAGAUAUGCUAAAAAGCACAAUUUUUCAAAGUCCGUAAGUUUGAAAAAGAUGAAUUAUUCUUUGUUUACUUUUCAUUUCGCUAAGAAAUCUGCGGCUAUUUGGCCUUCGCCACUCAAUUCGAUGAAACCAAUAGUACAGCUUCGUAGUACAUAAUCGAAAGGAAAUAUUCAAAAAUCUCUUGUUUGCAUUACGACGUUUUCAGAAAUCAUACAAGAAAAUGUAUUCCAAACUUGGUUAAAAUAGGUCAAAAGGUUCAGGAAUUGUGCUGGAACAUAUGCACAUAUAAACUCACCGCCUAAGUACCAUUUAAAUUAUAUGCUUAGGGAAGAUCCAUUAUUUACGUAAUGCAAAAAAUACCAUUUCCAAUUCCUCCCUCUUUCUCCCUUAUGUAUGGAGCAUCUGAAAAUUUUAUAUGGACCGUCUCGUCACACUUGAGGUCCACCCACUAAGCGUUACGUAAUUUAUGGAUAUCCCCUUAUGAGAUUUAGAAUAUUAUGAUAAAAUAAAGAACAGAGUCCUUUUAAAAUUAUUUAGUUAAAUCCUUUUAAGUAGCGUAAAGAAGAAGAAUACAGUGAAUGCUUACGCAUUAGUGGUUUAUCAGAGUGCAACAAAAAAAACUAGGUUCAUUUUUCUAGUAGUGAACAAGUGUGUGCUCAAACAAAUUUUCAGUGCGCUUAAGAAAGAUAGCCUACUAAUGAAUAAGAUAUUCAUUGCUAAUGACCCGAAUGUAGAAAAAUAUUGAAUAAAUAAAAUUUAUGAAACGUAUGUAAUCUAA